CUUUGAGUAAGUGAAACUGAAAGCCAAGCUAGGAGAAACCCUGCAGCUCUCAGUACAGAGCUCCUAUUUAUCCUCCAGGAAAGGAUUUUGUUGGUUACUCCUGAAUCUGUGACGCUACAUUCUAAUAGUGAAUUCCCCAGGGAAAGUGUCAUGGAGGCUGAAGGUGCUGAAAUGCAAGAUACUGUACAAAGAGAUAGCGGACAAGAAGGACCCCCCACAUCCUUGAAUCCAAUGAGCUUUGAAAACUUUUCUCAAGUCGUCUUCCCAAACAUUCUGCAGUCUUAUCGACCUAAAACUGAUAUCCUAUGCAGCUUUCACCAAAGAAAAGACUUCCUAUCUGGCAGCAAAGACUGGAUAGGAAUUUUUAAGGUUGGAUGGCAAACCACAAAAGAAUAUUACACGUGGGUUGCAUUAUCAACAAGUAUGGAUAACCAAGUUCUAUUCAAAGCCUAUUAUCUGCCCAAGGAUGAUGAAUACUAUCAGUUCUGCUAUGUGGACCAGAAUGGAGAUGUUCGAGGAGUCAGCAACCCUUUCCAGUUUAGGGAGGAUGAUGCGGAAAAUGAAAUUGAAAAUGAAAUUGUGAUGGUGGCAACAGUGGAGGAAAUGGAAAACAUGAACGAGGAGAACAAAAAUCUUAAGAAAAUAAUUCAGGAUCAGGCUGAGAUGAUCAAGACCCAAGAGGCUCAGUUACAGACUGCAACAGAGAAGGACAACAGAAUAGAGGAGGAAAAUAUGGGUAUGCUAUGCCAAGUGAAGAACCUUGAAGAGGAAAAAGAGGCGUUGAUAAGAAACAACCAAGAGUCAGAGCUGCAGCUGUAUAAAGUGCAUGAGUUAGAAACAGAAUUAGAGCAAAAGGACAUGGAACUGAAAAAACUUAAGGCUGAAAAUAAACAGUUGCAGGAUUUGCAAAUCAAAGUGAAGAACCUUGAAGAGGAAAACGAGUCGUGGUUGAGAAAGAACCAAGAAUUAGAGCUGCUACUGAAAAAAGUGCAGGAUUCAGAAAACAAAUUAAAGCAGAAGAUGAUGGAUCUGGAAAAAAUUGAGGCUGAAAAUAAACAGCUGCGGAGUAAGAAUGAAGCCAAGCAGGAAGCAGUAGAGAACCUCAGUGCUCUGUCUGAUAACUGUAAAAAAGAGGUCACCAAACUGACAACUAAGCUUGAGAAGGUGCAAACAAGUACUUUGGAAUCAGAGAAGAGGCAGAAAGAGGAAUUUCAGCGUUCACUGAAGGAAGAGAAAGGGAAGUUACUGGACCUGGAGAGCAAUUUAACAAAGACUAGUACAAUGCUCAAAACAGCAGAAGACAAUGUAUCCAAACUACAACAGCAGCUGGCCUUACAGCAGAAGGAAUUUGCAACUAAAAAUGAAGAAAUAAAAAAAUUACAUUUAGAUAUUACUCAUCUUCAAGCCAAUGAAGUCAAGCUGAAAGACAACAUUGAGGAGCAUAUGCGGAUAAUAACGAAUGAAAAGAAGGCGAAGGCCGACUUAGAGCAAAUGCUGAACAGACAGGACAAGAAAGUGUUGGACUUUGAUAAUAAAAUAAGAGAGCUUAAAACAGACCUCAGAUCUGCUCAAGAGAGCAAAACCAGCAUGGAACGGAAGCUGGCAAAGGAGCAGGAUGAAAUCAGGAAAAAUAAAGAGCACAUUUUAGUAUUACAGAGCACUAUUGAACUGAGAGAGGUAGAAAUUAGAGAUCUGAAUGACAUAACUGCGAGAAAACAAGCAGAAGUAGAAGACCUGAACAUGAAAAUUUUUCAAGAACGUUUUGCAUACUCUCCUCCCUUCUCCUCCACCUCUCAGACCCAGGGCCUGAUGUAUAGGAAUCCAUAUUCAAAAAAUCGUCAAGGAUUCUCAGCAGAGAAUGAAUCACUUGAGCGUGUUGACUUUGGAACCAGAUUGCAACAAGAAAAGAUACAAACACCGACAAAAUUGAAGUGCUCACAGUGUUCUGAAGAGUUCCAAGAUGAACAAGUGUAUGUGGAUCAUGCAAUGUGUCACAGUAUUGAAGAAGGCCUUGAAGACUGAUAACUAAUGCUGUGUAAUAUUAUUAUUCAAUUUGACUACAUUUUCGCUUAAGGUAGACAUAGGAUAGAGUUUAAAUUGCACAUGCAUGGAGGCAGCAAAAGAACAGGGUGGAAGCAAUUUAUAAAACUCUGAAUGCUUGUUCUCUUUGCAGUGCUAAGUUAUUUUAUAUUAAUUGUUUG
Messenger RNA from Rana temporaria (common frog), 2201 nucleotides. RefSeq names its product calcium binding and coiled-coil domain 2 (gene CALCOCO2). Bases 151 to 2022 code for a protein of 623 amino acids. NCBI's taxonomy places the organism in Eukaryota, Metazoa, Chordata, Amphibia, Anura, Ranidae. The record is from RefSeq and is a predicted model, not a curated record. The transcript has 20 exons.